Messenger RNA from Myotis daubentonii (Daubenton's bat), 1552 nucleotides. Its product is annotated as heterogeneous nuclear ribonucleoprotein A/B-like. NCBI's taxonomy places the organism in Eukaryota, Metazoa, Chordata, Mammalia, Chiroptera, Vespertilionidae. Bases 35 to 997 code for a protein of 320 amino acids. The record is from RefSeq and is a predicted model, not a curated record. The transcript has a single exon.
AGUCUUUUGGGCAGAGCCGCCACGCUCCGGUCUAAUGUCGGAAACCGGUGAGGAGCAGCUCUUGGAGACUACGGGCGCCACCGGGAACGGGCAUGAGGCUGCCCCCAAAGGCAAGUCGCCCGCUGGGCCCGGCAGCGGGGCCGCAGCGAGUGCUGGAGGUGGGAGCAAGGCACCUCUGGCAGGCAACCAGAACGGCGCUGAGGGCGACAAGAUCAACGCCAGCAAGGAAGAGAAAGAUGCAAGAAAAAUGUUUGUUGGUCACCUGAGCUGGGAUACCAGCAAAAAGGACCUAAAGGAUUAUUUUAGCAAGUUUGGAGAGGUCAUUGACUGUACAAUAAAAAUGGAUGCCAACAUUGGCCGGUCAAGAGGAUUUGGGUUUAUUCUCUUCAAAGAUGCGGCUAGUGUGGAGAAGGUCCUCAACCAGAAAGAGCACAGGCUGGAUGGCCGUGUCAUUGACCCGAAAAAAGCUAUGGCCAUGAAGAAGGAGCCUGUAAAGAAAAUUUUUGUGGGGGGUCUGAAUCCCGAAGCCACUGAGGAGAAAAUUAGAGAGUACUUUGGCGAGUUUGGGGAGAUCGAGGCCAUUGAUCUUCCAAUGGAUCCAAAGUCAAACAAACGACGAGGUUUUGUUUUCAUCACCUUUAAAGAGGAAGAACCUGUGAAGAAGGUUCUAGAGAAAAAGUUCCACCCCAUCGGCGGAAGUAAGUGUGAAAUCAAGGUGGCUCUGCCCAGAAAAGUCUAUCCACAGCAGCAGAAUGGCUCUGGGGGCCGUGGAAACCGCAACAGAGGGAACCGAGGUAGUGGUGGUGGCGGUGGAAGUGGAGGAGGUCAGAGUCAGAGUUGGAAUCAGGGCUAUGGCAACUACUGGAACCAGGGCUACGACUACUCGCCCUAUGGCUAUUAUGGCUAUGGCCCCGGAUACGACUACAGUCAGGGUAGUACAAAUUACAGGAAGAGCCAGCGACGUGGUGGCCAUCAGAAUAACUACAAGCCCUACUGAGGCUUCGGCAAGAGUGCCCGUCUGACCGCACACGCUUUGUUUGGGUAUUGGGUGAACACAAACAAUUAUGUACCAGAUUUAACUUGGCAUACUUUCUAUGGCCUGUCCCAUGUGCAUCUUGUUUAAAAUUUCCCCCCUGGAAAUCACUCUCUUGUUUACUAUUUCCAGAGCUCUAGUUGUUUUAAGCAGCGUGUGGUGUCUCAGAGGCCAGAGCGGCUCUGUGGGCUGAUUUUAUUACCAGGUUACCCAGAACCAGAUGGGAGGGUCAGUUUCCUGCUGCCCCUCUGCAUCCUGGACCUGUGGACCCUGGUUGUAAAAUAGUCGAUCUUAGGAAACCAGUGUCACCUUUUUUCACCUUUUAAUUUUAUAUUAUUUGUGUCAUACAUUUCCUGUAAUGGAAGUGUUAAUUUUACUGUAUUUUUUGGUACCUUUUGGGAAUCUAAUGUAUUGUAAGGUAUUUUACACAUGUCCUGAUUUUGCCAUGACCUGGAUAUUGAAGCUAUCCAAGCUUUUGAAAUAAAAAUGUAAAAACCCCUAAAAAAAUAAAACACAGAA